Messenger RNA from Sapajus apella (tufted capuchin), 972 nucleotides. RefSeq names its product putative olfactory receptor 52P1. The record is from RefSeq and is a predicted model, not a curated record. NCBI's taxonomy places the organism in Eukaryota, Metazoa, Chordata, Mammalia, Primates, Cebidae. The transcript has a single exon. Gene Ontology annotation, biological process: G protein-coupled receptor signaling pathway. Gene Ontology annotation, molecular function: olfactory receptor activity; G protein-coupled receptor activity. The coding region runs from base 1 to 972 and encodes 323 amino acids. Gene Ontology annotation, cellular component: membrane.
AUGCUAAUCCUCAACCAUUCCAGCUUCGUGACCUUCACGCUGAUGGGCAUACCUGGCUUAGAGUCACAGCACUUGUGGUUAUCUGUUCCUUUCUUCUCCAUGUUUUUGACUAUCCUCAUUGGCAAUGGUUCUAUCCUUUUCCUGGUGGCCACAGAGCCCACACUGCAUUCACAAAUGUACCUGCUUCUGGCCCUACUGAUGGUGGCUGACCUCAUAUCCACUCUGGCUGUGGUGCCCAAACUCCUCUGCCUCUUCUGGUUCAAUGAUGGGGACAUAGCUGCCAAUGCCUGUUUCACUCAGAUGUUUUUCAUCCAUGGAUCGUCUGUGACACGAUCAGCCCUCCUUGUUUCAAUGGCUUUCGACCGCUUUGUUGCCAUAUGUGAGCCCUUACGCUACAACAUAAUUCUGAGCCAUUCUUUAAUUGGACGCCUGGGACUGCUGGCUCUUGCCAAGGGUGUGAUCCUUGUCUUGCCCAUGCCUCUUCUACUUCAAAGUUUAACCUUCUGCCACAUGGCCAUUCCUCAUACCUACUGUGAUCACAUGGCUGUGGUGAAGAUGGCCUGUAACCACACCAGGCCCAAUUACAUCUAUGGGCUCUUCGUGAUCCUGCUUGUUGUGGGACUUGAUCUGCUGCUCAUUGGCUUCUCUUAUGCCCUUAUCCAUCAGGCUGUAGUACGCCUCAGCUCUCGAGAUGCCACCUGCAAAGCCCUCAACACCUGCUCAGCACACCUCUUUGUCAUCCUUGCCACUUAUGUGCCUGCACUCUUUUCCUCUAUCACCCACCGCAUCGGUCACAAUAUCCCACCUCAUACACAUGUUCUCCUUGCCAAUCUCUACCUUCUCCUGCCCUCAAUGUUCAACCCCAUCAUCUAUGGUAUAAAAAUGAAGGAAAUACGGGGCCAGGUGACCAAUUGCCUGUGCAGAGGAAUUGCACAGAAUGUGAGUCCCAGCAAUAAACCUGCAAGUAAAUGA